AUGUCGACCUCAUUGGGCCAGCGACCUUCGAACGACACAAUGGACAAGGAGGAGAAGGCUGCGGAUGCUAAGCCGCUUGAGCGUGUUCCACCUAAUGGCGGUGCCAAAGCUUGGGCGUGCGUGGCGGGCUCGUUUCUGUUGCAGUUCUGCUCCUUCGGUUAUGUCAACGCAUGCGGUAUCUUUCAACUCUAUUAUUCCGAGACCAUGUUCAAAGAUCAGACCUCGUCCUCUUUGGCCUGGAUUACCACUCUUCAGAUCUUCCUUCUGUUCAUGUUCGGACCCGCCGUUGGCAAGCUUAUUGAUGUCUACGGAUGUCGCAAGCUGCUGCCACCAUUCAGUGUCUUUGCGGUCUUUUCGGUUUGCAUGUUGAGCCUGUGUAAGCAAUACUGGCAGGUAAUGCUGGCUCAAGGUGUCGCAUUCGGACUCGCCGCCGCCGGACUAUCUCUCCCUGCAAUGGCUACCGCAACACAAUGGUUCUCGACCAAGAAAGGUUUAGCAGUGGGCAUUGUCUCGUCUGGCAGUAGUUUAGGUGGCGUUAUCUAUCCAUGCAUGCUGCCGCGUCUGAUACAACAAGUAGGAUUUGCAUCCGCUGUCCGAUGGACCGCUUUGAUGCAGGGCAUCCUCCUGUUGAUUGCAAAUCUUCUUUGCUCCUCUCCAUUUCCUCCAUUGAGCAAAGUGUCCCCGGCAGAAAAGGACGCUGCUCCAAAAAGUGGGAUCCGUGGCUUUAAGAGCUGGCCUUGGGCAUUUUUUGUCCUGGGAUGCUUCUUUACCAUGUGGGGCCUCUUCGCACCCUUGAACUACUUGCCGGAGAUGGUCUCUCUUCAUGGUUACGAGGACUUCGCCCAAUACAGCUUGGCUAUCGCUAACGCCGGAUCGCUGGUUGGUCGGAUUGUGCCAGGGUGGGCAAGCGAUGUCAUCGGCCAAUUCAACGCUAUGUGCUUGGUGACUACACUGUCCGGUAUCUUGGUACUGGCAUUUUGGCUUCCCUUAGAGUUCCACACGUCUCUCGCUGGAAUCAUCGUCUUUGCCUUGCUCUAUGGCUUUGUCAGUGGCGGAUUCGUCAGCCUGGGACCCCCCUGUGUUGUCGCCCUCGCGGAAGAUCGUGUUGACGAGAUUGGCGUUAAGCUUGGAGGAUUUUGCUUGGGAAUUGCUCUUGGCGCUUUGACAGGUCUCCCUAUCGAAGGAGCCAUCAAGGACAGAGAGGGAGACAAAUUCACGGGCUUAAUGUGCUUUGCGGGAGCAACCAUGAUCCUUGGAGGAAUAUGUACGGCGGCUGCCCGGAUUAUCAAGGGUGGUCCUCAAAUCUUGAAAAGGGUUUGA
This is a messenger RNA of Aspergillus melleus, 1320 nucleotides long. It is a transcript of the gene hasB, whose product is annotated as MFS-type transporter hasB. Gene Ontology annotation, biological process: transmembrane transport. The transcript is spliced from 3 exons. The coding region runs from base 1 to 1320 and encodes 439 amino acids. NCBI's taxonomy places the organism in Eukaryota, Fungi, Ascomycota, Eurotiomycetes, Eurotiales, Aspergillaceae. The record is from RefSeq and is a predicted model, not a curated record. Gene Ontology annotation, molecular function: transmembrane transporter activity. Gene Ontology annotation, cellular component: fungal-type vacuole membrane.